GAGGCAGUAGCAUAUCACAAACUGAUAUUUCUAAUUUAAUUGAUAUUAAUCUUCAAAAAGAAUCUUUAUUUGUAACUAAAAAAACUAAAAAGAAAACAAAGGCCAUAAUUAGAGAGCAACCUGAUAGUGAUAUG
Messenger RNA from Dentiscutata heterogama, 134 nucleotides. The record is from the annotation of a GenBank genome assembly. NCBI's taxonomy places the organism in Eukaryota, Fungi, Glomeromycota, Glomeromycetes, Diversisporales, Gigasporaceae.